Messenger RNA from Pelobates cultripes (western spadefoot toad), 504 nucleotides. Lineage: Eukaryota; Metazoa; Chordata; Amphibia; Anura; Pelobatidae. The record is from the annotation of a GenBank genome assembly.
AUGAGGCUAAGGAGGUCCGGCCCUGUUCCCCCGCCCCUCUGGGCUGGCGGGGUGAUCCCAGUCCCCACCCUUGGCCCACCGGCGUAUGGAUACACCAGCGUGCCAGGCGGCGACAAUGCAGACCUAAAACUCGGAGGCCGCACUAAAAUGGCAGAGACCGCAUGGCGAGUAGCCCGAGCUACAGGGAAUAAGGAAGUACCCGCCUCACACCAACAGACAGCUGACAUGGGCCACGAGGACACCGGCACAUACCUGCUGAGACCCACUCCAGGUCCAACCACACGGUGCAUGAGCAGCCGAAACCACGCUGACUCAGAGCUGGCGGCAAGGCAUAAGACCGGCGCGGGCCGGCGCCAACGAUCUUUCAGUCCAGACCACCUAAGCAAGCUCGCAGAAGGAGCUCCCCCAGCGACGAAGCCCUGUAUGCUGAGCCUCUCAGAGCAACACACGGAGGCCGACACACUCGGACCGACAGCAGACAGGCUCGGACCUGCAGGGUCCUAG